Messenger RNA from Rubroshorea leprosula, 2299 nucleotides. The record is from the annotation of a GenBank genome assembly. Lineage: Eukaryota; Viridiplantae; Streptophyta; Magnoliopsida; Malvales; Dipterocarpaceae.
AUCAAGAGAAUUUGGAUAGCAAUCAAAUUUCCUGGAGAUUUCUAGUUUUUUGUUGCCUAACUGGACUGCUUUUCACAACUAUGAACAUGCCAGGCUUGGUAGAAUAUGGUGUUAUCUAUGCUGACCCGUACUCAUAUGGGGUUAGACAAAAGCUAUGGAAUGAAUUGUUACUACUCAGCCAGGCCCUUCCAAAUGUCCCGUGGCUGGUGGGAGGAGAUUUUAAUGACAUCCGAUGCCUUUCGGAGAGAUCGGAUAAUUCCUUAUCUAGCUUUCCCAAAGAGUCUUUGAUGUUUCAUGACAAAUUAAAUGCUGCUGAGUUGCAUGAUCUACCUGCUACAGGUCCUUUAUUUACAUGGUGCAAUAAUAGGAGUACAGAUCCUGUAUCUAAAAAGCUUGACAGGCUAAUGGUAAAUGAUGUUUGGUUUGAGACUUUUCCCAACACAACUUCUGAGUUUCUGCCUCCUGGAUGCUCAGAUCACUGUGCAGGUUGUGUAAACAUCUUGGUUCCUGUACAAAAUAACCGGAGGAAGCCUUUCAAGUUCUUCAACUUUUGGACUAAGAAUGAGGAAUUCUUGAACACAGUAAAGCAAGUAUGGGAUGCCACAACAGUACAAGGCUGCUAUAUGUUUCAGCUAUGCAAAAAAUUGAAGGCUUUGAAGCAAGCCCUUAGGAAGCUUAAUUCUAAGCAUUAUGCUGACUUACCUAACAAAUUGCAGGAGGAGUUACAUAAGUUGCAUCUUCUGCAAGUUGAUCUAUUUUCGUGCCCUACUGCAAAAUUAAUUCAAGUUGAGCAUGAUCAAGCACAGAAAGUUGCAACCUUACAACUAGCUGAAGAGUCAUUCUACAAGCAGAAAUCUAGAAUUAAAUGGUUGCAAGAAGGGGACAGCAAUACCAACUAUUUUCACAAAAUAGCUACAGUCAGAAAAGGCAAAAAUACUAUCAAAUUGCCUACUUCCAUGGUAGAUUUUCUUCAGCAACCUAUCACGGAUUUAGAGAUCAAAGAGGUAGUUUUUUCUAGCCCUAGAAACAGAGCCCCUGGUCCAGAUGGAUAUACUUCAGAGUUUUAUAAAGCAGCUUGGCCUGUAGUGGGUGAUCUGGUUACUAAAGCUAUUCAGGAAUUUUUCUCCUCUGGAAAGAUAUUAAGAGAGAUGAACUCCACUAUCAUUUCUCUAGUGCCGAAGGUUCUGAACCCAGUGAAGAUGACAGAGUUCAGACCCAUAGCUUGCUGUAAUAUAUUGUACAAGUUCAUAACAAAAAUCCUAGCUAACAAGCUCAAACAGACUCUUCCCCUCUUUAUUAGCAAGAACCAAUGUGCUUUUGUGGAAGGGAGACAAAUGGUAGAAAAUGUCCUACUUGCCCAAGAAGUUGUAAAGCAUUACCACAAGCCACAACUUAGCCCUCGAUGUGCAUUAAAGAUAGAUUUGAUGAAGGCCUUUGAUUUUGUCUCAUGGGACUUUAUCUUUCAAGUUUUGAUAUCCCUGGGAUUCCCUGCUUAUUUUGUCAAUCUGCUCAAGAUCUGCAUCACUACUCCUAUGUUUUCAAUUGUUUUUAAUGGCAAUUUAUGUGGCUAUUUCUCAGGGAAAAAAGGUGUUAGGCAGGGAGAUCCUUUAUCUCCUUACAUUUUUGUGGUCUGCAUGGAAGUGCUUUCAAGAAUGCUUAAUCAUGCUGCCAUUGAAGGGAAAUUUGCCUACCACCCCAAAUGUAAGAAAGUGCAGCUUACGCAUUUGUGCUUUGCAGAUGACUUGAUAAUUUUUACUAAUGGGAGUAUAACAUCUCUUGAUGCUAUAGAUGAUGUAUUGAAGCAAUUUUAUAUAAUAUCUGGGCUACAGGUCAACUAUGCCAAGUCUGAGUUAUUUUGUUGUGGGCUGCAUGAGUGGCCGUAUAGCAUCAAUGAGUCCUUGUGGAAGCUUCUCGACGACCAUAAUGUCCGGUGGAGCAGAUACAAAUGGAAGAACUUCGCUUGUUUGGCAGGGAACGCCAUCGGAAAGGGUUUCUUCAAAUGCGCCGAUUGCUUCAAUCCUUCAUAUCAUGAAUUGCCUCGAUGGAUCAAGCAAGGGAAUUUGGACCCGAAGACAAACCAAACAGUAGAUUUUCUUAUCCCUGACAUGCUGGAAAUCAAGCUGGAGAAAAUCAAAAUUGGGUUGGAUUUCCGCGUUGGAACAGGAACGUGGGUUGCAGCAAUUGAUUUGCAAGCAUAAGAUCUGCAAGAGAAUCAACAACUAAUGAGAGCAAAGAUUUCAGAGAACCAUCCAACAUCGUCGACAAACACGCCAGAAAAAGUGGAGUAUGUUUUCUUAUC